Messenger RNA from Ilyonectria robusta, 2879 nucleotides. Its product is annotated as histidine kinase-like ATPase. Gene Ontology annotation, molecular function: ATP hydrolysis activity; ATP-dependent DNA damage sensor activity; ATP binding. The transcript is spliced from 3 exons. NCBI's taxonomy places the organism in Eukaryota, Fungi, Ascomycota, Sordariomycetes, Hypocreales, Nectriaceae. Gene Ontology annotation, cellular component: MutLalpha complex. Gene Ontology annotation, biological process: mismatch repair. The record is from RefSeq and is a predicted model, not a curated record. The coding region runs from base 483 to 2690 and encodes 735 amino acids.
CAGCGGAUGAGGUGAUAACAGGGUCACGCAAAGAACCAGAGGGGAGGUGUUCACUCUCUCCAGUGCAGUAGUUCCUACGAUGUCGAUGGCUGGCUAAUGAACGAUCACCAUCCGCAGGGCAGACGACAGGUCACGUGCUUUCGCGCCGUACCGCGCAGCACCAGGCACCAUGUACCAUUGUCUCCGCCAUCCACACGCUCGACAGCCUCGCAUUUCCUUGAUUGGCCGUCCGACUCGACUGUUGCACAAAGAGUCCUCGACGUCGUUUAUCCUCGGCUAUUCAGGCCAGUGAACACUCAGUCCGAAGGAUAUUCGCGCUUGCUGUCGUCAAAUCAUCGCCCAGCGAGGUGCAGCUCACGUUGACGAGUCAUACUCGCCUCGCACCAACUUCAUGUUCACCUUGCUCCCCACUCGCUGCUGCGAGGGUUACAGCAAAAAGUGAGGCAGCUGGCCCGGGAAAGUCCGGCAGAGCUGUCAUCACGAUGCCCGACACCACGGACAUGGACAUUGACGAUGAAGUGCAUCCUGGGGCAAUGGCAACUAGCGGCAUCAAGCGGAAGGCCGACGGCGACCCCGAGGAGUCUCGCCCUGCCCGCAGAAUCAAGGCCCUUGAUCCCAAUGUGGUUAACAAGAUAGCAGCGGGCGAGAUCAUCGUUGCACCGGUUCAUGCACUCAAGGAACUGAUAGAAAACGCCGUCGAUGCGGGAUCCACCUCGUUGGAGAUCCUUGCCAAGGAUGGCGGGCUCAAGCUCCUCCAGAUCACCGACAAUGGGUGUGGCAUCCAGAAAGAAGACUUGGCCAUCCUCUGUGAGCGCCAUACCACCUCCAAGAUUACCUCCUUCGAGGACCUCUCCUCCAUAGCCACAUAUGGAUUUCGAGGCGAAGCCUUGGCCAGCAUCAGCCACAUUGCACAUUUGACCGUGACAACCAAAACCAAAGACUCUGACCUCGCCUGGCGCGCUACGUACCAAGAUGGUAAACUUGCCCCGGCAAAGCAUGGUCAGUCUGCCGAGCCAAAGGGCGUUGCUGGUCGUCCCGGUACCCAAAUAACCGUCGAAGACCUGUUCUAUAACAUCACCGCUCGCCGGAAAGCGUUCCGCUCCUUCCCUGAUGAGUUCAACAAGAUCAUAGAUAUGGUAGGCAGAUAUGCUGUGCAUUGCAAAGGAGUCGGCUUCACCUGCAAGAAGGCGGGCGAAUCCUCCACCAGCCUCUCAAUCCAAGCUCAGGCGACUGUUAUCGACCGUAUCCGCCAGAUCCACGGCAGCAGUGUUGCCAACGAGCUCAUCAAGUUUGAGACCUCGGAGGACCGCUGGGGUUUCAAGGCCGAAGGUUACACAACAAAUGCCAACUAUUCUGUCAAGAAGACUACCCUUUUACUCUUCAUCAACCAUCGCUGCGUUGAGUCGACCCACAUCAAAAAGGCGCUGGAGCAAAUGUACUCGAACUUCCUGCCAAAGCAAGGCCAUCCAUUCGUCUACCUGAGUUUAGAGAUUGAGCCAGCUCGAGUAGAUGUCAACGUCCAUCCAACCAAAAGGGAGGUUCAUUUCCUCAAUGAGGACGAAAUCAUUCAAGCAAUAUGCGAGCACAUCGAAACUAAGCUUGCCGCCGUGGAUACAAGUCGAACAUUCAUGACUCAGACCCUCCUGCCUGGUGUGAAGGCCGCCGACCCAUCUCCACGAACGGAUAAUGACGGUACCCCAGGUCGAGUGACCCCCUUAACCAAGAGGCCUAGGCGAAACUCAAAUGACUUGGUUCGUACUGAUACGUCUGAACGGAAAAUAACGUCCAUGUUUUCUCGGGCUGGACUCAAUCGAUCAUCGGGAUCCACAGAUCGCUCGGAGCAGGCGCUGCCCGUACCCGAGGACCUCGAUUACGAAACCAUUGAUCGAGCAUCUGUUCCCUGUCGGCUCAGCAGUGUCAAGGAGCUGCGAUCCGAGGUCCGCGAAGGAAUACAUGAUGAGUUGACAGAGAUAUUUGCUUCCCAUACUUUUGUUGGAGUAGUUGACGAUCAUCGCCGAUUAGCUGCUAUACAAGGAGGCGUCAAGCUGUAUUUGAUCGAUUAUGGACACACAUGUUUCGAAUACUUUUAUCAGGUUGGAUUGACCGACUUUGGCAACUUCGGUACAAUUCGCUUCAGCCCUUCGCUAGACCUGCGGGAGAUGCUCCGCAUGGCGGCCGAGGUGGAGAAGAACACCGUCUGUUCUCCUGACGAAGACUUUGAUGUCGAGACCCUUGUUGAUCGAGUGUCAAGCCAGUUGGUUGAGCGCCGAGAGAUGCUCCACGAGUACUUUUCCCUUGAGAUAUCCCCUGCGGGCGAGCUUGUCUCCAUCCCGCUCCUCAUCAAGGGGUACACACCACCGCUUGUCAAGCUCCCGCGUUUCCUCCUACGCCUCGGGCCCCAUGUUGACUGGGGCGAUGAGAAGGGCUGUUUUGAAACCUUUCUCCGCGAGCUCGCAACCCUGUACGUCCCCGAACCAUUACCCGCUCUUCCAGGAGACGAGGAGGGUCUUCGCACGGAGGACGUCCCCAACGAGAUCCGGGUGCGCAGGCAGCAUGUCCGGUAUGCUGUACAAAACAUCUUCUUCCCCGCGUUCAAGGCCAGACUGGUGGCCACGAAGUCACUCAUGGAGCAAGGCGUCUUGGAAGUGGCGAGCUUGAAAGGUUUGUAUCGGGUUUUUGAGAGGUGUUAAGAGCGGUCAUGUUGUCAAUACUUCGUGGCCCAUUCUAUGGUAGUUGUUUGUCUGGUGAUUCUGGGCCUGGCUGCGUCAUGGUGGGACAAGUAGAAACUGAUCUGGCUUUCACGUACGAGUUAUGAGAUAGAAUGCUACAACAGCGUGGACGGUGCAAGGUAAAUGUGUUCAAUUUCAAAGAUCAAUCAU